CACUAAAGAAAGAAAGAAAGAGCUCGCUUGUGAUGUGUUUGUGUAUCUUCAGUGUUUUUCUCUCUUGAGUGUUUUAAACAGAGUCUUGUCUCUGUGUAUUUUAGUGUUGAUGAUGGAUGUGAUGUGCUGUAAAUCAGUAGGAACUGAUCUGUCCAUGCUGGAUAUUGAUGAUUUCAUCACAGAAAUCUCUCAGCUGAAGAAAGAGGUGGCGUUACUGGAGACAAAGCUGAGGUUAAGAGGAGAUGAAGGACUGAAGAGAGAGGACUCCGAGCUCAGUCUGACUUUACUCUGUUAUACUGAGUCAAAGCACACAGACGCUCAGGACACUACAGUGUGUGACAGUAAUCAGGACUUACAGGAUGAUGAAUCUACUGAUCAAACCUCCACAGAGUCUCUGGAUUCUGUCUGUAACGCUGGAGAACAGCAGCAGAUCCUGCAGAACAAACUCAACAUGUGUUCAGUCAAACUCAUCGACUGCAAGAACCUCAUGAUGAAGAUCAAAACUGAACCCACAUCUGAUGAAUAUGAAGACAAUCACAAUGAUGGUCAUGAUUUUUUUCUGUCAGAUGUGAAGAGUGAAUUAUGUUUGGAUGGAGAAAUAACGUCCUCGACUCUUUCCUGCAUCAGCGCUGGAGAGACAUUGAGCUCACAGAGACAUUUAGAGAGAAAACACAAAGAACAUGAACAUCAUCUGAAGAAACACACUAAUGAGAGACCGUAUCAGUGCAAGUCACACAAAACACUACACACUGAAGAGAAACCCUUUCAAUGUUCACACUGUGAUAAACGUUUCAGUCAUAAAUCUCAUCUGAGAGUCCACGAGAGAAUUCACACUGAAGAGAAACCUCAUCACUGUGAUGUUUGUGGAAAGAGUUUUAGUCAACGUGUCAGUUUAGUGAGACACCAGAGAACUCAUACAGGUGAAAAACCUUACAAAUGCUCUCAGUGUGGAAAGAGCUUCUCUGAUCCAUCUAGUUUUAGAGUUCAUCAAAGAGUUCACACUGGACAGAAACCUCAUCACUGUAAUGUUUGUGGGAAGAGUUUCAGUCGACAUGACAGUUUAGUGUCACACCAGAGAACUCAUACAGGUGAAAGACCUUACAAAUGCUCUCAGUGUGAGAAGACUUUUACUCAGUCAACUUCCUUAAAAGACCAUCAGAGAGUUCACACUGGAGAGAAACCUUAUGUCUGCUCAAUCUGUGGAAAGAGCUUCUCACAUUUAUCUUGUUUCAGAGUUCAUGAGAGAAUUCACACUGGAGAGAAUCUUUACCAAUGUAAUGUCUGUGGGAAGAAUUUUAAUAAACACGAACAUUUAGUGAGACACCAGAGAACUCAUACAGGUGAAAAACCUUACAAAUGCUCUCAUUGUGAGAAGACGUUUACUCAGGCAGUUCACUUAAAAGUCCAUGAGAGAGUUCAUACUGGAGAGAAGCCGUACAUCUGCUCAAUCUGUGGAAAGAGCUUCUCACAUUUAUUUCGUUUCAGAGUUCAUCAGAGAGUUCACACUGGAGAGAAACCUCAUCACUGUAGUGUUUGUGGGAAGAGUUUCAGUCGACAUGACAGUUUAGUGUCACAUCAGAGAACUCAUACAGGUGAAAAACCUUACAAAUGCUCUCAGUGUGAGAAGACGUUUGCUUAUUCAAGUUGCUUAAGAAUCCAUCAGAGAGUUCACACUAGAGAGAAACCUCAUCACUGAAGUGUUUGCUAGCUUUCUAAAGCACGAGAGAACUCAUACAGGUGAAAGACUUUACAAAUGCUCUCAGUGUGAGAAGACGUUUACUCAGUCAAGUAAUUAAAAGUCCAUCAGAGAGUUCAAACAGGAGAGUUAUUCUUAUUCUGGAAGUCUUCAGCAUCAUCAGAAGAAACACUCUAAAGAACAAACUACACUGAAAUCAUUGUAGUGUUUGUCUUGACACACUGGUUGUGUAUAUUCGAUGAGAAUAUUUGAUUCGAUAAUGUACUAGAACAAAAACUAUUUAUUUCUAUGAAUGACUUUACAUUGACUUCGGUUAUUUGUGGUGCCAAAAGCAAAUAUUUAGUUCUCAUUGCCAGGUAACAUUUAUAAACUCUCUAAAGUUUUACUAUUAAUGGUUUUUGUUUCAUUGAUCAGUGUGUUAUAUUGCUUGAUUGCGUGUUGAAUUAAUACGUCAAUUACGAUCUCCUUUUGUUUUAUUCUGUGUUUUGUAUGAUUGAUCAAUGCAUUAUAUUGUUUGAAUUAUUUGGUAUUGUUGACAUUUCUUAUGAUUGAUUAGUGUGUUAUAUCAGUUGAAAUGAUUUUUUAAUUAUCAUGUUGUUUACCUGGCUAAAAAAUUGUUACGUUUGGAUUUAUUCUGCAUUACUCUGAAUUAUUCACUACAAGUAAAUUUGAGCUGUGGACAGGUA
This is a messenger RNA of Misgurnus anguillicaudatus (oriental weatherfish), 2382 nucleotides long. Lineage: Eukaryota; Metazoa; Chordata; Actinopteri; Cypriniformes; Cobitidae. The record is from RefSeq and is a predicted model, not a curated record.